This is a messenger RNA of Corticium candelabrum, 2633 nucleotides long. Its product is annotated as protein FAM91A1-like. The transcript has 24 exons. Lineage: Eukaryota; Metazoa; Porifera; Homoscleromorpha; Homosclerophorida; Plakinidae. The record is from RefSeq and is a predicted model, not a curated record. Bases 29 to 2461 code for a protein of 810 amino acids.
GGCUUGCGUGCCGUGCACGUAAGUACAGAUGGCUGCUAGUAAAGCCGUUGAGUUUCACAUCAGGAACAACUAUUCUUGGACAAAACUGCCGAUAACUAUUAAACAGCUUCUUGGACACUCUCAAAAAAGUUGGGAGAAAGCGGUUCUUGAGUACAGCAUUAGAAAUCAAUUGAGAUGGAAAGGAAAUAUUGUCCGUCACGUGGUCAAGGAUGAGCGGAAAUAUUAUGAGCAGUUGCUGCAAUACAGCAGAGACCAUUUAAUGCUGUUUCCUUAUCAUUUGUCUGAGGUGAUGGUCAAGGGAUUGCGAGUGACUCCAUUUUGUUACUAUGUUGAAGUUAUUAAUGAUAUUAUGUCAAAUGAGAAGAGCUAUGACUCACUGCCAAAUUUUACAGCAGCAGAUUGUCUUGGCCUUCUUGGAAUUGGUCGUAAUCAGUACAUAGACUUGAUGAAUCAAGGCAGAGCUAAAUCAAAAUUCUCUUUUCGGCGUCGAAAUGUUAAGGAACUGCUCCCUAAAAAGCCAAUUCAGUUGCAAGCAAUUGGCUGGUGGUGGGUUGUUCAUAUUGGUCAUGUGACUGAAGAAGACAUUAAGAUGUGUAAUGCAGCUGAACAUCGGACUGUUGACACUCUUAUUGACAGUGGACCACAAAGAGCAGGUCUGUUGGAUGUGAAAGUGGUGCAAGGUCUUUACAGCAAAGGGCUUGUCUACAUGGAAGUUCCAAUAGAUGAUGAUGACUUAGUUGCUGUUCCGCCGUUGGAAGGAUUUGUAAUGAAUCGAGUGCAAGGAGAUUACUUUGAAACUCUUCUUUAUAAGAUAUUUGUGUCUUUAGAUGAACACACUAGUGUUGUGGAGUUGGCAUCUGUGCUGGAAAUUGAUGUGUCACUUGUCAAGAAUGCAAUUUCUAUGUACAUUCGCCUUGGGUUUGCAUACAAGAAAAACAAUGAAGCCAGUGUUGAGACUUUGCACCCUUCUUGGAAAGAAAGAUCUACAGAGCAAGAGAGUAAUGAGAUGAGUAUCAACUCAUGUGGAGUAGGGAAAUUAGUAAGCAACCUACUUGAUAUUUCUGAUGACAGCAACUUCUCAGACAGAGUAAGGGUAGACUGCAUAGAUUCUCGUCCAUUGCUGGACCUGCCUGUCACACAGGAAGAUUCUCAAGAUUCUCUCUCAGACAUGGCUACUUCAUCAAGCUUUAGUAAACGUGUGGCAUUGCUUUUCGACUCGACUCUUACUGCAUUUCUUAUGAUGGGCAACUUGUCUCCAGGUCUUAAAACACAUGCGGUUACAAUGUUUGAAGUUGGCAAGUUAUCAGAUGAAUCACUUGAUAGUCUACUGGCAGAAUUGCAUAAGGUUGGUACUGAAGGUGAAGGUGAAGCUCAACGUUACUUUGAACAUGCCCUCACAUUAAGAAAAACUUUACAGUUUUUACGUUACAACAAGGAACUUGUUUCAAAUGGUAGUUCUUCACAAGGUUCAGCCAUAGAUUUGCUACGCUGUGAAAGUCUUAACAGUUUGGAUGUGGCUGCUUGUGGCAGAAUACUUAACAAGAACUACAGUUUGUUGAUAUCAAUGGCUCCCUUAAGUCAAGAAAUUUAUCCAGUGACAUCUGUAACUCCUCCUCACAUAGGACCUGCCAUCCCUGAAGUAAAUUCUGUUUGGUUUCGUCUUUGGUUAUAUGACCAACUUGGUUGUGGACCACCAACUAUUCUGUUUACAAAAGGGACAAGACUUAGACAUUUACCUGAAGUCUUUCAAGAGUAUGAACUAUUGCUGAUGACAUCAUGGGGUCAUGACUCAGCUGUUGUUCCAACAUCGAAUGCUCUUCUUUCUGCCAAUGAAGCUCUUACUCAUGCUCCAGUUUUAAUUCAAGCUUUUGGUUAUGACACUGAUGGCCAGGUAGUUCACAUUGCAUUUCCUUUAGAAGAAGAAGAUCUGAUACAAGGUUGUGGCCUUUUGUCACAUUCGAUGUUCAAGAAACUUCCACACUGUAUUGACCUUACUCAUUCUUGUGGCUAUCUAUCAAUGCUAUGGACUGGCUUUUCUCGACAGCCGGCAUACAACAAAACUCGUAUUAGUGUAGAUGAUGUGGUUCUGCCAGCUGACACUGUGAAUGUAUCCUCCACUGAUAGUGAAAGUAUUCAAUGGAAGCAGGAGCAUCCAGAUGGUUGGGUGCCACUUGAACUGUAUUUUGGUAUUCCAUUGUUUGAUAUGGCUGUUAACAAACAAGUAUCUGAAAAGAUUGCAAGAAGAAGACUGUUUACAAAGGACAGUUUAGACCAAUUGCUGCAUUCCAACAGAAAGAUGACAUUACAACUGAUGACGUUCAUUGAAAAACUAGGAGGAUAUCCUAUAAAUCCAGAACACUCUUCUGAUGCACCAGAUUAUCAUUCUCUUCCUAUCAUUGCUCAACCAACGCAUCACAUUUCUUUUCUUGGAAACAAUGUUGAACUUUAUUACCAUCAAUGAUUUAUAUACACGCACUUGGUGCAACCCAGCUACUGUAGCUUAUUGCUCUUAUCUCAUAACAUGCUGUACGUCUAGAUCUAGAGCAAUAAUUAUUCAGUUGUAUUUCUUGUAAUUGUUGAUUUACAUUAAGAAGCUGCAUUUGUUUCUGCCAAUGUGUAUGUGAACAUAUUGA